Molecule: messenger RNA, 2737 nt
Organism: Blepharisma stoltei
Lineage: Eukaryota; Ciliophora; Heterotrichea; Heterotrichida; Blepharismidae
Source: the annotation of a GenBank genome assembly
AUGCAAACUGAAAGUCUAGGAAUAACUAUAAUCAGAACUGAAGGCUACGCACACCCUUGCCUAGGGUGCUAUAUUUCAGUUAAUGGAAGACUUUGUGAUGUAAUUACUCCUUUAACGGAAGAAAAUGAAGCGAAUGCAGUCAUCAUCCCGACGAAAGGAAAUUUAAGACUAGCUGUUAAUACGAUGGGCAAGCCAGGAACAUUUUUGGGAUCAGUUAGUUGCUCUCUAGAUAUAGCUAAAACUCAAGGCUACUAUUGAUUGCCUCUUCUAGACCCAACACAAAAUGAUAAAAUUGACGAAAUCCCUAACUCCUCCUUCUACUUUUUUUAAAAAUUAACUUUACUUAUGACAAAAAGUUUUAGCAUAAAAAUUUUUUAUAUAAAAUAUUUUGAUAUGGGUGGAAAUUAUUAAUAUAAAAUUUCAACCUAAUUCUAUGAAUUUUUUAAACAGUUUAUAUAAAUUUUAUAAAUUAAUUUAUGUAUUUUUAUGAUCAAAAAUUAGAUUUUUUUUAAAAAAACAAGAAAAAAAAUUUUAGUAAAAAAAGGAGUAAAGAAAUCAGUAACCCAAAAAUUUUAAUAGCAAUUAAUCCCAGAACCAACGAUAAUACUUCAGAAAAAUUAUCUAAACUUGAGGAAACAAAUGACACAGAAAGAUGCUCAAAGUCAAAAUCUGAAAUCUUAUUUAAUGUAGGCGAUCAAAGCACCAUAAAAAUAGUUGACCAAGAUACCGAUAUGGAUAGUGACUAUAAUAUCGAAAUUGAAAAAAUUUCGAAAAAUUCUGAAAAUUUAUUCGGAUCAUCUGAAAUUGAGAGGUAUAAACUGCUGGCAAGACGGUAUAGCUUUUUUGCGCAUUUGCUAUGAAAGCGGUGUGAGUUGAAAUAGACGGCGAGGCCUAUUUCUAAGGCAGAACUGCUUGAAAGAAGUAAGGAACAAUGAAUUCAGUAUUUAAUAGGAGAAGACUAGCAAAUUUAGGGAUAAAUGCGAAAGAUUGCUUGCUGGAUUAUGCUAACUCCCCCCCUCCGUGAGUGAUCAAAACCAUUAGAAAAAUCCCUAUUUUUUGCCCAAAAAACCACCCUCCGUGAGUGAACAACAAUUUGAUAUAUGAGUGAUAAUUAGUAUAAUGAAAUCUCGAGUAAUUCUGUUUAAUUUUAAACAAAUUGCAUUUUAAAACAUAAAUUUUACAAAUUAAAUUAAUAUUUUGCUUUCCAAUUUUUAUAGAUGUAAGAUUUUUUUAAAUUUCGAAAAAAAAUAUUUUUUAUAAAAUUUAUAUAUAAUUUUUUUAAAAAAAAAAACCUCCUCUUGAGUAAACAAAAUUUUUUUGUUCACUCACGGAGGGGGGAGUAAGAUCGGUUUGAAGGAACUGCUUUCUUGUUCUCUUGAGGUCUUAUUUCUCAGGUAGAAGGGGGCCACGACAAAGGAAGACUACAUCUGCUUUUAUCUCAAAUCAAGUACUCCCUUCUUGAAAUCUCUAUGCGUAUUAUUUCCCAUUUUAGCAUCUGCUAUAUCUCAACUCAAUUCUUCUUAUGGGAUUCAAAAUCCAACAUCCUCUAUCGAAGUUCAAGAGAACAAGAAAGCAGUUCCUUCAAGCCGAUCUUAGCAAAAUCCAGCAAGUAAUCUUUCAUAUUUACCUUUUAAAAAGUUAAAUUUACUAGUUUUCUCCUAUUAAUUACUGAAUUCAUUUUUCCUUGUUUCUCUGCCUUAGAAUAGGCCUCAUCAUCUAUUUCAACUCCCAUCGCUUUCAAAGCAAAUGUACAUAAAAGGUAUAUUUUGAGCUAAAAUCUGAAUUAAAAUCAACUUUUAUUAAACUAGAAAAAUCUCAAGAAAAGCAGGCAGAGCUUGAAAAAGAACUAAAUUUAAAAAAAGAAAACGAAUCAAUUUUAACAGCCCAAAUACAAGAAAAAGACAGCAGCAUUUCUGCGUUAAAAUCUACAAUCAGCAACUUAAAAAUUUGCAAUCUAAGCCUAGAAAAUGACCAAAAAAAGCUGCAAGAUAAAUUAAAUAAGCACCAAAAUUCAAGGGCUUUAGAAAUUGAAAGCCUAAGAAGCGAAAACGAAAAUCUCAAAAAAAAACUUAACCAAUUUGAAACACGGACAGAUAAGUUACAAAAUGUUAUUCAUAACUUAAGUGCUGAUAUGAGCUUUAAUGACUCAAAAAUAAAUGAUGAAAAUGUGUUUAAAGACGAUUUCAAAGAAAAUAAAGGCAAAAAUACAUCAAAAAACAAAGAAAAAUGCUCAAGCCUCGACCACAGUGUGCUAAGUGAUAUUGAUAUUUCUUUAAAUAACAUUGUGAAAAAGCAUAAAUUAGAGUCAAGUUUCAUUAAAAAGCAAGAUCACGUUUAUUCUUAUGAAAAUAAAUCAGUUUAUAUCCUCCUUAGAAAUGGAUCAUUAUUUUUUAAAAGUGAUAAUGGCUACAAGCCGAUUGUAGAUCUUUUUGCGAAGCCUGGAAACCCAAGAUCAUUGAGCAAGGGUCAGUCAACUCCGAAAAUUCAGUUAGUUACAAAUAGUCCAUCAAAUAAACGUCAUAGAAGGUUUGGGUCAUCAAAUAUUAUACUGGAGAAGACCAAAGGAUUUGAUUUUGAUAGAACUAUUGAAACCCAGAGACAUCAGUCUUCAGAAAGAUGCCUUUUAGGUCAUGGAAAUGAAAAGGGAUCGAAAACUCCAAGAUCGGUUGCACCUUUAACUGAUAGGACAAAUAGAUUCAAAAAUGGAAAAGCUAUGCAUAAGGCCCCGUUUAAAUAA